UAACUGACAAGGCCUCGAGAUUGAAUUGAAGGGGUUUUCUACGCAAUGGGGCUUACACUAUCGGAGCCAGUGACAAAUAAAGAAUCAGCCUACUGUCAGAAUGAGCAUUUUAGGGUCGGUUCGAGUUGCAUGCAAGGAUGGCGUGUUCGCAUGGAAGACUCCCAUACACACAUCUUGUCGCUACCUGACGAUCCGGAAGCAGCCUUCUUUGCCGUAUACGAUGGGCAUGGUGGUGAAAAUGUGGCACAGUAUGCUGGAAAGCACCUCCACAAGUUCAUUGUCAAGCGCCCAGAAUAUGAGGAACACCCCGAUGAGGCCAUGAAACAAGCAUUUCUGGACAUUGACGAUGCAAUGCUAAAAGAUGAGAAGCUCCGGGAACAAAUGGCUGGAUCAACGGCUGUGACAAUUCUUAUUAAGAAUAACACGCUUUAUUGUGCAAAUGCAGGAGAUUCAAGAGCAGUGGCAUGCAUUAAUGGUAAGGUGGAGGUUCUCUCGAUUGAUCACAAGCCCAACAAUGAACGUGAGAUGAAGAGAAUCUUUGAGGGUGGAGGAUUCGUCGAGUAUAAUCGUGUCAAUGGGAAUUUGGCUCUUUCGCGUGCUCUAGGUGAUUUUGUCUUCAAGAAAAACACCCACAUGAGUCCACAGGAUCAAAUUGUCACGGCCUUUCCGGAUGUUGAGGUGAGAAAAAUCACACCGGAAUGGGAGUUUGCUGUAUUAGCUUGCGAUGGAAUUUGGGAUGUACUCAGCAAUGAAGAUGUUGUGGACUUUUGUAGGCAGCGAAUAGCUCUUGGUCUCUAUCCAGAGGAGAUUUGUGAACAAUUGAUGACACGAUGUCUCGCCCCAGACUUUCAGAUGGGUGGUUUGGGGGGUGAUAAUAUGACAGCGGUGCUUGUGUGCUUCUUGCACGGUAAAACGUACGAGGACUUGCAGGCCAAAUGUUCCUCAUCACUCAACAAUCACUCACCGCAAGAGUCGCAGGAGAGCGAUGAAACUCCAGACCUCAAGUGAAUACCCACAAUUCCUAAUGCACUUCCACCUCUCACCUAUAGUGCGGUGAAGGUAAAAGAGAUAUUUCUUAUUAGGGGAACUUCAGAACUUUACUAUUUUCUUCCACAAAACUUUCUGUGUUAGGUGAUGUGUUUUCGUUCAAUGUGUAGUCUGUUUUACAGCUUCCUAGAAGAGAUUUUACCACACGUAAUUAUUGUAGAUACCUACCUACAUAAUAUACAUAAAUAUACCAAAAGGUAUUUACCAAUUGGGAUUCUCAAAACCUAUGUACUAGUGCUCAAGUUUCAAAUUGAACUGGCUGCUACUGAAAAACUAGACUAGACUGUUAAAUCCCAAUUGGAAGUUUCCUUAUUGGAUUGAUAGAGAAAUCCCUUCAUGUGGAUUGCUAUAAGUGAAAAAAAAAACUAAUAAUCCAAAGGCAUUGAUUGUAACAUAGAGUAGUGAUUAAGGACAUUUUUAAUUUAAAAAUAAAUUGAUAACAAGGAAGUUUUUGCAAUAAAUUUUGAUGAAUAGAA
Messenger RNA from Lutzomyia longipalpis, 1523 nucleotides. Its product is annotated as probable protein phosphatase 2C T23F11.1. The record is from RefSeq and is a predicted model, not a curated record. The coding region runs from base 46 to 1008 and encodes 320 amino acids. Gene Ontology annotation, biological process: protein dephosphorylation. NCBI's taxonomy places the organism in Eukaryota, Metazoa, Arthropoda, Insecta, Diptera, Psychodidae. The transcript is spliced from 4 exons. Gene Ontology annotation, molecular function: protein serine/threonine phosphatase activity; cation binding.